Messenger RNA from Parnassius apollo (apollo), 405 nucleotides. The record is from the annotation of a GenBank genome assembly. NCBI's taxonomy places the organism in Eukaryota, Metazoa, Arthropoda, Insecta, Lepidoptera, Papilionidae.
AUGUGCCGAGGCUGUGGCACGGUGCCGCGCGCGCGGAGCGUAGUGCGCGGCGUGUGCGGCUUGCGCGGCGUGCGCUCCGUGCGCGUGCUGCCCGCGCUGUCCGCCUCCACCAGCGCGCUGCACCCGCCCGCCGCGCCGCUGCUGCUGCUGCACACGCACCCCGCUCACCCCGCGCCCUCCUGCUCAUACCACGUGCUGCCCGAGAGCCAGCGCGGAGAGCGCUCGUGCUGCGAGGCGGACACGCAGCGCUCGGACUCCAGCUCGGAGUCGGAGGCCGAGCCCGAGCCGCUGGACGACGAGCCCGACGAUUCCGAGCCGCUCAACGAGCCCGAGUUCGACGAGCGGCUCGACAACGCCGCCUACUUGCGUGACGAGCCGGAGCCCAUCGACGACGCCUCCGACUGA